UCUCCCGCUCUCUGAAGCACCGCGCCGUUUCCCCCUCUCUCUCUCUCUCUCUCUCUCUCUCUCUCUCUCUCGCUCCGCUUCGUCUCUGCGAAAAUGGCGGAGAUAUCUCUCGCCUACAUCUCCCGAUAAUCGAACCUCUCGAAAACCCUAGGCAAUCAGAGACUAUUACAUCCAGUUUCACAGAGCCUCAUUCCUGUCUCAUCCCCCGACUCGGCUGCGAGAGAGAGAGAUCUAGAGAGAGAGAAGAAGAAGAGAAGAAGAAGAGAAGGAGAGAGAUGUUCGAAGAAGCCGUAAUUUCCUACGUAGUAAAGAAAAUCGGUGAAGCAAUUUCUCUACUUGGGGAGGUUAAAGGCGAUGUUGAAUCACUGAAACAAGAUCUACAGGCGCUCAAUAUGUGCCUCAUCAAGAUGGACUACAAGCAGAGACAAGAUGCUGGCACGAAGAAUUGGUUGAGCUCCGUUAGAGACGUAGCAUAUGAAGCAGAGGACUUGAUCGAUGCCUAUACCGAUACACUCGAGAAGAGGUACGCUCUUACCACUACGUUAUCUGAUGCUAAAGGUAUCAAACAGUUAAAAUCCAAGAUCUAUGAGAUCAUCCAACGUAGAACUAUAUUUGUACCUCAAUUGCACGAGCAAAGAGGUGAAGGAAGCAGCAGUAGUACAGCUGCAUAUCAAGGUCAUUUGCAUCCACGGAGACGGUCAUUUGCAGACCUUGGUGAUGAUGUGGUUGUUGGUUUCAAACAUGAUGCUGAUCUUAUAGCGGAGAGGUUGCUUCACCCGGAGAGGCGUCGACAGGUUGUAGCCAUCACCGGGAUGGGUGGCGCAGGCAAAACCACUCUUGCGGCUGUGGUUUAUAAAUCAUUUUCUAAAGUUCCCGCACACGGACACGCCCAUUUUGCCCAGCCUAAAGAAGUGGACUCCGGAGGUGAGCUUCAAAACUACUUUGAUGCUUGUGCUUGGGUGCCUGUUCAUCAAGAUCCCGACAUUGAAGAGCUUUUGUUGAUCAUGAUUGACCAACUAGGCUUAAGUGAAUCUAUGAAAGGUAUGGACGUAUUUCUUCAUCGGAGCCGGAGCUGGGGGACCAUCGAGCACUCCGUCAAGUACUUAAUGUGGGAGCUAGAUCGGUUUUUGAAGCAGAGGAGAUACCUAAUAGUGCUGGAUGAUAUCUGGAGGAAAGAAGUGUGGGAUGAAUUAAAACUAGCUCUUCCAGAUUCGGACAACGGGAGUAGAAUAAUAGUAACAACUCGAUUCAAGUAUCUCGCCAUUUAUCAUGACCCAGGAUCUGAACCCUACGAAAUGAGGCCUUUAAACAAGAAUGAUAGUUGGGAACUUUUCUCUACAAAAGUGUUUCCACAAGGCCAACCGAUACGCCCAAGCGCACUAGAGGAAUUGGGUCGUCAGCUCUGUGGGAAAUGUGCUGGUUUGCCCCUUGCACUAGUGGUACUGGGAGGUCUUGUUUCGACAAAACUGCAGCAUCCAAUGGUGUGGUCGAAAUUACUUGAUACUAUGAACUGGGAUUCGACAGAUGAUGGGAAGCAAUGCUUAGAAAUCCUUGCUUUGAGCUACUACGAUUUGCCUUACAACAUGAAAUUUUGUUUUCUUUACUUGGGAGCUUUCCCACCAGGUUCUGAAAUCAGUGCCUCAAAAUUGACGAAGUUGUGGAUCGGAGAUGAUCUGAUACCCAAAGAAGAAGGUAUAACACUGGAGGGUACUGCAAGCAACUACUUGGAGGAGUUGGCACAAAGGUGCCUGGUUGAAAUAGUGAAGCAAGGACCUGAUAAGAGUAUUAAAAAGGUAAGAGUCCACGACCUCUUGGGUGAGCUAGCAAAGUCAGAAGCAAGAGAGACUCGAUUCCUUUGGGUAGAAACUAUAACUAGAAUUAUAGUGGAAUCAAAGCCCCAAGAGAUAGCUGCUCGUCGUGUGGCACUCCAUCCAAACUCCAAUGCUCAUCGUGUGGCACUCCAUCCAAGCUCCAAUGAAUUAUCACGAAUUUUCGGUGAAAAAUUAAGAGCUCUUUUAGUUUUCAGCAAAGGCAGAACCAUUCAAACCUCUAGCAACAAUAGGAAAAGAUGGAUUCCUCUCCAGUCAACACUUAACUUUUUUCGAAGCAUUAAUAAUCAGACUGAUAUAAGAGCGGAAUUCCUGAGAGUGCUCGAACUUAGUGGAUUUAGAGAAUACAAUACCCAUGUUCUUCCUAUGAAAGAUAUGACUAGAUUAAGAUACGUGGGAUUGAGAGAUUCCAAUUUUCUGAUAUUACCAUUUUCUGAAGGGAUCCCUCCCCAUAUGCAAACUCUGGAUAUAAGAGGUACAUCUAUCAAAGAGUUGCCAUCUAAAAUUUGGAAGCUUUCAGAGCUUCGCCACUUAUACUUGAACUCAAUGAGUUUGCUGGACUCACGAGCCUUGAGAAAGAUGAAAAAAACUCUUUCAGAAGCUACUUCUGCUACAAGUAACAGGAGGUCUCGCGUGCCACUGCAUAAUCUUCAAACCCUUAAAAUCGAUGAUGAUUGCGGAGCUGCUACAGACAGCAAAUUGGUUGAGUGUCUUAAGUUGUUAAGUAGUCUGAACUCUCUAACAUUACGAGCCAAGAAGAUCCCUCGAGAUGUUUUUAAGGCAACAUCAACUCAUGAAAAGUUACAUAAGUUGAAGUUAGUAGGAGAAUUGCAGCCUAAUGAACCCUGCAGUAUCGAAGAGUUCGCACCUAACAUCACUGAGCUCACAUUGUCUCGCUCAAACUUGAAAGGAGAGCUGACACAAAUACUAGGGCAGCUAAAAAACCUCAAGAUUCUCAAAUUGACAGAUGAUGCUUGCCUAUGUGAGAAGAUUUCUUGUUCGCCAGGCAGCUUCCCAAAUUUAUCUUACCUUGAGCUCAGCAACCUAUUUUUUCUAGCACUGCUCGACAUUCAGCCCGGAUCCUUUCCAAAUCUUAUGCACUUGUCUAUCUAUGAUUGCAAGCAUCUGCAAUCGGAUCCGGAUGUUCUGAAUCACAUCACCACCUUAAGAGUUCUAGAAUGUAAAGAGAUGCUCUCUGAUUUCGUGAAGGAGAUUAAUGGCUGGCGCAAGAUGCAUCCUUUUGUGAGAGUCAUCAUCCACCAAGACCGCCAGCCACCGCAAGAUCCUUCUCCAACAGCCUAAACAUAUCGGCCGCUUUGGUUUGGCUCUUGCUCUGGUGGUACUGGGAGGUCUUGUUUCAACAAAACUGCUUUGGUUUGCCUCUUGCUCUGGUGGUACUGGGAGGUCUUGUUUCGACAAAACUGAAGUUUGUGUCAUAGAGUAAGAAGGAAUUACGUACUAUUUUGGCUUGCUGUUCAAUAAAUGUCGAAGCUACUAUUGACAAUUAUUUUGUCUUCGUUUAAGUUGUCUAUCAAGUUUACAAGUUGUUCAAUCUAUGCAGUAUUGUUUGCUUUCUUGACUAUGCAUAUAUAGCAGUUAGUGCUGGUCUUCUCUCUGCGAGAGUGUUUCCGAUUGUAUUGUUGAUUGAUAUUAUAGUUUGUUAAGCUUACAAUUUC
Molecule: messenger RNA, 3505 nt
Organism: Ananas comosus (pineapple)
Lineage: Eukaryota; Viridiplantae; Streptophyta; Magnoliopsida; Poales; Bromeliaceae
Product: disease resistance protein RPP13-like
Exons: 3
Coding region: 276-3131 (951 amino acids)
Biological process (GO): defense response to other organism
Molecular function (GO): ADP binding
Source: RefSeq, a predicted model, not a curated record